Molecule: messenger RNA, 2509 nt
Organism: Striga asiatica
Lineage: Eukaryota; Viridiplantae; Streptophyta; Magnoliopsida; Lamiales; Orobanchaceae
Source: the annotation of a GenBank genome assembly
AUGCUACGAUCCCUCAACGCAAGAAACGGAUCCCAAUCGGGCUUCUUAAUCGGGCUGGGCCGGCGUUGGAUGUCCGCCAAAACGACCGUGAUGAGCUUCGGUGACGGGUCCCAGGGUGCACUGGGCUUGGCUUCUUCCAUAGGUUUGGGCUUCGACGCCUAUGAACCCACUCCUAUCACGACCCUACCGCCGGACGUUUGCGGCGUCACCGCCGGCCACUACCACUCCCUUGCCGUCACUUCACAGGGCCAAGUCUGGGCCUGGGGCCGUAACAGCGAAUUGCAGCUUGGUCGUGGCUAUUCUUGGCUGCAGUUGAACUCUAGGCCCUUUGAGCUACAGAGAAAGUUCUGUCUGAUUUAUCUUAAAAGAGAACAGUGGAAUGAACCACAGAAAGUAGAAGGAUUGGAUCAAGUGAAGGUUGCAGCUACAUUUGCAUCUGGUGUUGUAUCUGCUGCAACUGGAGAUGACGGUACUUUGUGGGUGUGGGGAAAGUCCAAACGUGGGCAACUCGGUCUCGGAAAAGACAUGACUGAGGCUGUUUCACCUUCUAGAGUCGAAGCACUUCUUGGACACGAGAUAGUUAAGGUUUCACUGGGGUGGGGACAUGCUCUUGCUCUGAGUAAAGAUGGGAAUCUGUUUGGCUGGGGAUAUUAUUCGGAUGGCAGAUUAGGGAAGAUUGGUAAAACUUUCGAGGCAUCCCCACUAGAUUCUCAUUCUAUUGCUGGUAAAGUCAAGUCAUCAUCAUGCGAAAACUCGAACGUAAUGAUUGAGGCAGCUGAGCAAUUGGUUCUAGAAGCAAUAGAGAAGGAGAAGGACAUGCCUAUUAUCUGGGAGCCUACUCAAAUUGAAGAACUGCAUGAUGUUGAUGUGAUAGAUGUGGCUUGUGGGCUUGAUCAUUCCUUAGUAUUGUGCAGCGACGGUACUCUUCUGAGUAGCGGGAGCAAUGUGUACGGCCAAUUAGGUAGAGCCAAAGACGAUUUAGGAUUUCAUGCAGUCGACAUGAAAUUUUCAGGCCCCCGACCCAUCCGCAUAGCAUCAGGACUCGGACAUUCAUUAGCAAUUUGCACGAAUAUUUUGUCAGAAGAUGGAACAAACAACGUUGUCACAUGGGGAUGGAAUCAAAGUUUUCAGCUCGGGAGAGAAGGUUCCGAAAAUAUUCCAUUGGCAGUUGCUGGUCUCGAUGGUGUGGGCCCCACAUCUGUCUCUGGUGGGCGUGUGCAUUCAUUAGCUGUCACAGGUAAGGGUGAAGUUUGGUCUUGGGGUUGCGGUAGGAAUGGACGGCUGGGAUUGGGUAGCUCUAUUGAUGAACCCGAACCUAUGCUAAUCGAACAAUUGGAGGGUCGUGAAGUUUUGCAAGCUGUUGCGGGUUUCGAUCACAAUCUUGUCCUACUGAACGAUGCUAGUUAUUAAAACUUAAGCAUAUAUGAUAAGUUCACUUUCUUUCCUAUCUUUUCGUUUUGGAAGGUACAUGUUCGAUUAGCUUUCAACGUUCAUGCAGUUGUGAUAAUACAAUUUCCAAAGCUUGUCGUCUGCUACAAACAAUAUAUUUGAAUGCGAAUUGUGCUAUUUGUCAACAAGCACCAUUACAUUGCAAUGAAUAGCAUACAUGGCUUCAAACAGUAACUAAAUGUAGCAAUUUGAUCCGAGUACUCAUGCUCAAUAGUACUAAACAAGGUGCCGGCUAAAAAUAGGAUAGCAAAAAGACAGCACGAGAAAUCGUGUAUCAGAAGUUUUCUGGGCUGUCGUCCAAUUGCUUCUCAUCCUCGAUAUCGACCUCCAAGCUUACUGGUAUUCUCUGCUUCAAGUAGUUCCCAAGUCUGGCCAAAACCGUUGAACGUUUAUGCCAAAAGCGGCCGCUGAGGCUGAUCUUCACAUACGGUCCAUCUAACUCAACAAGCUCUGCUUUUCCUGUUCUAACAUUCUCUUCUCCACAUUAGCACACAGACAAAAACGUUUAAGGAGCCGAAUCAUCACAUCUAAAUUGCAAAUAAGUUCACCUGUUAUGUUAACAGACGCGUCAAAGAGCUGCGCCAACUGCAAGUUUCGAAAAAAAUUCGAAGGUCAUUCAAUCACAAUGCUCUUAACUUUCCAACUAAACUGCAUAUCAUAAUUUUCUAAGAACAACAUAAGAAAAGCUUGCCUCGGUUCUAGCAUCGUCCAAGACCUGCUUGAUGUUAUCCUCUGUCAGAUCAAGCGGUGCUGACGUGGCAGAAAUCGGAACUGGAGAAUAUGAUCUCAGCCUUUGGUUGGUUCCGAACCUUUUCUUCGACGUGUUUGUUUUGAGCUUCAGAUCGGCCGGUGAAACUAAGAAACUUGACGGCGGGCGGUGUGAAGGGGUGAGAAGGGAGAGGCUGUGGCGGUGAAGGGGAAGAAGUUUGAUGAGUGGCAUUGUUGGCUUUUUUCUCCGGCGAUGGUUAUCUAGCUAGUGUUAUGUCCCAUAGAAUGAGUGUGUGGUCAAUAAGAAAUAUACAUUUGUGUCAUGUGGGUUGUCCUAUCUUUUUUAUUUGUU